Paramuricea clavata is the source of this 687-nucleotide messenger RNA. The record is from the annotation of a GenBank genome assembly. NCBI's taxonomy places the organism in Eukaryota, Metazoa, Cnidaria, Anthozoa, Malacalcyonacea, Plexauridae.
AUGACCUUUCAACAUCUUUCAUCAAAACGUCCUCGACAAAACGCUUCGGUCCAGUCUCUUCAUUCAUCAACUUCACAUAUUGAGGUCCCUGAAGAGAUCACAUUAAUUAACAUUGAAGAAAUAUUUGACGAGUUUGCCAAUAACAUUAUGAUCAAAAAUGCCUUAGCAACAAGAUCUGAUGAAGCGAUGACGACAUUAGAAAGUUCUCUACCUGAGAAGGAUGUAGUUUCAACAAUAUUAACAUGUGGAGCAAUUGUAAAAGUUUUCUGGAGUGAGGAAGAUUGUGAAGAAACAGGGUGGCACGAAGGGUGGUAUCUUGCAGUGGUGAAAGACGUUAUCGACAAGGAAGAAGCGUUGAUUAAUAUCUCUUACGUUGUUGAACCGGAAUGCUUAUAUGAAACAAAUGUCACACAAUUAUUAAGCGAUAAAAAAGUCAUGCUACAUGAAGGAUCUGAGAUAGAGGAAUUCUACGAGGUUGGUUGCAAAGUUAAAGUCAGGUGGAGUAAAGAGGAAAUCGGAGACUCGGGGUGGAGAUCAGGAUGGUAUGUUGGGGAGGUACAACAAUCUGACCCUGACAAUGAUGAAAUCAAGGUAGUGUUUCAAGCGGAACCAGAUGCAACCUACUCAUAUGAAGUUACUUCUUGUUUGGCAUAUGGAUGUUUACAGAUGGUCAAGUCAGUAUUAUAG